AGGCACCAAUGUGUACUGGGCCAUUAACAGACGGCGGACCAGAUUCGAAGCGGCUCUGAACAGCAGCCAAACAAUAGUCCCCUUUUUUUCGCUUCCAGCGCGCGCUCCUGGGUGGGCGGUUGCGGGAGCGGCGAGUGGAUCCAGCAGGUGGGAGUCGCUCUCUCUCCAAGCGCUCUGGCCCCAGACAGGACAAUCUUUGCAAGGCACAGAGCAGGAUGACCCACGACAUGGAUUGCGCCAUUGUAGAAGAGCUCUUCAGCGAUCUACUGCUGUCUCCGCCAUGGACGCCCGGCUCGGACUGCUGCAUGGGCCAGGUCGGGGACGACGGCCGCCCGCUUUAUGGAAAGACGAUCUACUGCGACAGCGACGGCAGGGUCAAGGCAAUCAAUCUUGGCCAGGGCAGCCAUACGCCGUUCCAAAGCGACCAGUCGGCGAACCAGAUCAUCGUCGGGCCGAUCCCCCCAUCGUUGUGGCAACUCAAUCUAACGGCGCUAUACCUUGAUCAAAACCAAUUCAGCGGCGAUAUCUCGCCUUUGUCCAACAUGACGAAUCUAGUGGAGGUGGAUUUGUCGAACAAUGCCUUCGCAACGACCUUCCCCGACCUAUCGGGCCUGACCCGGCUGGAGUCGCUCUGGAUGAACCACAACACGAUGGCUGGCAGCGUCCCUCCUUCGUUCCUGGCGCCGAAUCUCAUUGAAAUCGACCUGAGCUACAAUUUGUUCUGUGGGCCGCUUCCGCAGUUCCGGAACGAAGACACACUCGAGUACUGCGACUUUCGAUACAGCGGACUUUGUUUGACGUCGCCGUAUAUCAUGAUGGGCUGCAUUCAACCACUGAUUCUCUGCCUCGGGAACACAUCGUGUGCCUCACCCGGGCCAACCGGGACUGGAGGGCACAGCAGCUGUCCAGUCAUCGCUCCCGCCGUCGUCGUCGCCAAUCCACACAAUCCUUCCCAGGCCCACAGAGAACCCCAUCCGGGACAUGGGCGCUUGGAUCGGAGGCAUGAGCCUGCUCUCGCUAUUCGUGGUGUGCACGACGAUUUACGUGCUGUUCCAGUGCAGCAAGUCCCGCAAUUUCCCAAGACCACGGUCGCUGGCCAGCAUCCCGCCUCAAGAUAUUGCGAGGCUCCCCACCGACAGUCUUCCAUAUGCAGCAUAUGUCGAGCCUUCGUUCGUCAUUGAAACCUAUCCAAGUAGCGACGGGGAGCAUCCCAGCGCAAGUUGCCAGACCAGUAUCAUCUCCCAUAUCGAGCCAGCGCAACACAGUAGUGGUGCGGAGUCUCACGGAUGACGACCAGUCUCGUGCUCGCCGAAUAAAAUCUGCUG
This is a messenger RNA of Polychytrium aggregatum, 1325 nucleotides long. RefSeq lists its product as uncharacterized. Bases 216 to 1181 code for a protein of 321 amino acids. The transcript has 7 exons. The record is from RefSeq and is a predicted model, not a curated record. Lineage: Eukaryota; Fungi; Chytridiomycota; Chytridiomycetes; Polychytriales. Gene Ontology annotation, molecular function: protein binding.